AUCUUAUAAUGAGUCAGAUUCCUGUUCUGUAUUCAGAAUCUGAAAGAGCAGAGGGAGAGAGGAAAGGGGAUCUUGAUCAAUAUGAACGCUUGGAUGGAGAUAGAAAUCAAACCAGCAAGUCCCUUGCUGUUAAGAAGUAUACUAGGACAGCAGAGAGGGAAGCAGACUUGAUAAGACCCAUGCCAAUCCUGCAGAUGACAAUUGAUUAUCUUCUGUAUUUGCUAGACCAUCCUUAUGAAGUUAUGAUGACAAGUUUCUUGGUUUAUAUAACUUCUUGUGGGAUAGGAUGAGGGCAAUUCGGAUGGAUCUGAGGAUGCAACACAUUUUUAACCUUGAUGCUAUUACCAUGCUGGAGCAAAUGAUAAGACUUCACAUAGUAGCCAUGCAUGAAUUAUGUGAAUAUACAAAAGGAGAAGGCUUUUCGGAGGGAUUUGAUGCUCACCUUAACAUUGAACAGAUGAACAAAACUUCUGUUGAAUUGUUUCAAUUGUAUGACGACCACAGGAAGAAGGGAAUGCAGGUGCCAACAGAGAAAGAAUUUCGAGGUUAUUACGCGCUUCUCAAGCUGGACAAACAUCCAGGAUACAAAGUUGAACCUGCAGAGCUCUCGCUUGAUCUUUCCAAGAUGACACCGGAGAUAAGGCAAACCCCAGAAAUAUUAUUUGCCCGUGAUGUAGCAAGAGCCUGCAGAACUGGUAAUUUUAUAGCUUUCUUUCGACUUGCAAGAAAAGCGAGUUACCUCCAAGCAUGCCUAAUGCAUGCUCACUUUGCAAAGUUGUGAACCCAAGCACUUGCUUCUCUACAUUGUGGUGUACAAAAUAAUCAAGGUAUCUCUGUCACACAUGUUGCCAAAUGGCUUGCAAUGGAGGAAGACAACAUAGAAAACCUGUUGGAGUAUCAUGGCUUUGUGAUAAAGGAAUUUGAAGAGCCAUAUAUGGUGAAGGAAGGGCUAUUUCUCAACAGUGAUAAUGACUAUCCAGUGAAGUGUUCGAAACUUGUUCAUAUGAAAAAGUCACGAAGGACAGUUGAGGAUGUUUCGUCUCCUCAUACAAUAGUGUCAUUACCUGCUGAAGAAGAAAGAGAGGUCCAGUUGGUUAAGGUCUACGAGAAGGAAUCAAAACCUGUUCAAUUCAAUGGGACAGAAAGUCAUGCCCAGGUCAUUGAUGAGGAAAUGGAUGAUUAUGAAGCCGUGCCAUCCCCAAAAGAUGGAACACAAGUGAAGCCCAUGGUCAAACCAUUAGUAAUUGGUCAACAGAGUGAAGACGUCUUUCGGAUAGAUACCAUAAGUCCCUUGGCACGGGAUUUCUCCUUGGCACAUAAUUCCCCUAAAUCUCAGCAAGCUAGAGUUGGAAGCACGGGGAAACCAAAUUUUGAUCCCGUCUUCCAAAACUCUCUGGAGAGAAAAACACAUUCUGACACAAAAGCCGUUCCAUUGGAAAUCAUGUCGGAAAGAGUUGGCCAAGAAAAAAUUGCAAGUUUUGAAUUUGAUUCUGCUAUGGAAAAUUAUGUCCCUCAGAAAGUGUUUAUCGAAGAUUUGGAAGAUGAAGAGCAUACAGAUUAUCAAGAUGUUGAAACCGAGGAAGUUGAGCCUAGUUAUCAUGAUGAGGACGCUGCUGAGGCAAAACUCAAACUGAUCUUCAGAUUAUGGAAGCGUCGUUCAUCAAAGAAAAGAGAGUUACGUGAACAAAGGCAGUUGUCUGCUAUGGCCGCGUUAAAUUCACUAUCGAUGGGCCCACCAAUUCGACAGAACAUUGAUCAACCAAGCACUUCUGGUGUGUUCAACAUCAACCGUGUUAUGCAUGAAAGAUACGAAAGACAUGAAAGAUCAUGGUCAAGGCUAAAUGUUUCAGAUGUGAUAGCUGCUACACUUAAUGAAAGAAACCCGGCUGCCAAAUGUUUUUGCUGGAAAAUAAUUUUAUGCUCUCAGACAGACAAUCCAGAUGGCGACAGGCUGCAACAAUUGAGUCAAGUUGCUCAUUUUACUGCAGGCUCCUGGUUGCAUUCUAAGCUCAUUCCUACCAGCAAAGGUGAUGAUGACGUAAUAAUUUCAUCCCCGGGCCUGUCAAUAUGGAAGAAAUGGGUUCCCAGCCAAUCUGGUGGUGACACCACGUGCUGUUUGUCUAUCGUCAGGGAUGCAAAACUUGAUGAUACGAAUGAGAUAUUAUUAGGUGCAAAUGCAGUUCUUUUCCUUGUAUCUGGAAGCAUCUCAUUGGAGAUCCAAAAGUUUCGGCUCCAUAACCUUCUUAUGUCUUUACCUUCUGGUUCCCAGUUACCCCUUCUAAUCGUAAUAGACUCGUAUGAAGAAAAUUCAGAUUCUUCAUCCAUCAUGGCUGAACGAUUGGGGCUCCAUGACAUUGACAAUUCACGGGUAAAUAAAUCGCUUGUUUUCCUUGCGAAGAACCAGCAAUUGGAAGAGUUUGAUGGGUUUUUCAGUGAUGAGCAAUUGAGAGGGGGAUUGCAGUGGCUCGCAUGCCAAUCACCCUUACAACCUAUUGUUAGUUGUGUAAAUAUGCGUGAACUGACUUUGACCCACUUGAAUUCUUCGCUGAAGGUGCUUGACGAGAUGAGCGAUUAUGAAGUAGGUCCGGACCACUGUAUAUCGGCCUUUAACGAAGCCUCGCAUCAAACAGUGGGAAAGGUUGCUGCUGCAGCAGAUGCAAAUCCUGCCUCUUGGCCUUGUUCUGAGAUUGCUUUGCUGGAGAAGACUAGCAAGGAGUAUGAAGCGGUGAAAUUAUAUCUGCCAGACAUCGGAUGGAGCUCGUCAGCAAGAAUUGAAUUGCUUAUUUGUGCUCUAAGAGACUGUCGACUUCCUUCAUUUCAUGACGACAUAUCUUGGCUCUACAGAGGUUCUAAUUUGGGUGAAGAUAUUGAAAAGCAGAAACAAAAACUUGAAGAUUGCUUGAUCAGAUACCUUACCCAGUUGAGUAAAAUGAUGGGACUAUCGCUGGCAACAAAUGAGGCACGUGUAAUGCUACAAAAGGGUGCGCGUCUUGAGCUCCAUAACUCAACCUACUAUAUCAUUCUGAAGUGGGUUAUGAUUUUCCAACGAGUUUUCAAUUGGCGCUUAAUGAGUUUAUCCAAUGGUGCAUUCUCUUCUGCUUAUAUUCUGGAGCAGCUUGACACGGAUAUUUCAAAAACAGGUCUGGACAUGCCGGGGAUUCAAGGCAUGGUAUCUUCGUCUUAUUAUUUAACUCACCCAUCUCUAGAUGAAAUGGUUGAAGUUAGCUAUGGCUCUUUUGCAUCUAGCAUGGGUCAUACAGAAGACAAGGCUUUCCAGCCUCCAUCGGCAAUGGUUUCUAAUGGUAGUAUUGUACAAGCUACCAAUGCAGCCCAAAAUGGUAACUUGUCUGAGACAAACAAUGACAAUUAUAUAGAGCAUGGAUCAACUGAAACUAGCAGCAGGUUAGUGGUGGCCACGAGAGAAGCUGACAAACUGAGCAAGUUGUUGGAGCAGUGUAAUAUGUUGCAGGACAGGAUUGAUAACAAACUAUCGAUUUAUUUUUAAUGAGGUUGACUUUGGAAAGGCUACCAAGGACAGAGUGAAGAAUGAAAAACAUCUGCUAACGCCCAUGGGAGAAGAUAUUUUUUAGUUCAACAACGAAUAUCUUGAAUUUACAAGAAAUUUUUCCCCCUGGAUUCAGAUCCUGAAUGCCAUAACUUGGUGAAGGCGAUUCACAAGAGAAUCGUGCACAAUUCCGUAUAGGCAUGAAGUUUUGUAUAAUUAUGUAUUUUUGCCAAGGAGUUUUAUCCUUUUAAUGAGCUUUGUAAUUUGUUGGAGCUGUUACUAUGCAGAAUGAGGAAAUAUAAGAUCUUUACAUGUUUAUUGCC
This is a messenger RNA of Camellia sinensis, 3828 nucleotides long. NCBI's taxonomy places the organism in Eukaryota, Viridiplantae, Streptophyta, Magnoliopsida, Ericales, Theaceae. The record is from RefSeq and is a predicted model, not a curated record.